AUGGCGCAGAGGCACUCUGACAGCUCCUUGGAAGAGAAGCUGCUGGAGCACCGCUUCCACUCGGAGCUGCGGCUCGACGCCAGCGGGAACCCGGCAUCUGCGCUCCCCAUGGUCCGGGGCUCCCUGCCGGCCAGGCCCAGCGCCGCCUUCCAGCCUGACACCCCCGCUCCCCCGGGGCACGAGGAGCCCCCACCGGUCAUCCUGAGCACGCAGAGCCCCGCCGCCCUGAAGAUGGGCACCCAGCAGCUGAUACCCCGCAGCCUGGCCGUGGCCAGCAAGGCCAAGACCCCCGCCCGGCACCAGAGCUUCGGGGCAGCCGUGCUCAGCAAGGAGGCCGCCCGGCGGGACCCCCGGGUCCUCUCGGCCCCCAGCUUCUCCCUGGACGACAUGGAUAUGGACACGGGCCCCGAGGGGGUGCUCAGGCGGAACCUGCGGAACCAGUCCUACCGGGCGGCCAUGAAGGUUCUGGCCACGCCAGGCAGCAAGGGGGACCCCACCCAGCUCAGCCCCCGGCUCCAGGCUCUGGCCGAGGAGCCCAGCCAGCCUCCUGCCCGGUGUCCAGCCAAAAACAAGAGGACUCUGGGGCGGAGGAGAGCAAACAAGGGCUCCUUCAAGGAUGACCCCCGCCUCUACCAGGAGAUCCGGGAGCGGGGGCUGAACACCGGCCAGGAGUCGGACGAGGACGUGCUGGACACGCAGCCCGGCUCCGAGGACGCGCCCAGGGCGGACCACAUCGUGGUGGAGAGCUACCGGCCGGCCCAGCUCACCUGGAGCCAGCUGCCAGAGGUGGUGGAGUCGGGCAUCCUGGACAGGCUGACCCCAGAGGAGCGCAAGAGGCAGGAGGCCAUCUUUGAGAUCCUCACGUCCGAGUACUCGUACCAGCACAGCCUGGGCAUCCUGGUGACCGAGUUCCUACAGUCCGCCGAGCUGCGGGCGACCAUGACGCAGACGGAACACCACCACCUCUUCUCCAACAUCCUGGACGUGAUGGCUGCCAGCCGCAAGUUCUUUGAGGACCUGGAGCAGCGGCACAAGGCGCAGGUGUGGGUGGAGGACAUCAGCGACAUCCUGGAGGAGCACGCGGAGCGGCACUUCCACCCCUACGUGGCCUACUGCUCCAACGAGGGCUUCCAGCAGCGCGCGCUGCAGAGGCUCACGAGCAGCAACGCCGCCUUCCGCGAGGCCCUGCGGGACAUCGAGAGGCGGCCGGCGUGCGGGGGCCUGCCCAUGAUCUCCUUCCUCAUCCUCCCCAUGCAGAGGGUCACGCGGCUGCCCCUCCUGACGGACACCCUCUGCAUGAAGACCCAGGGCCACCCCGAGAGGUACAAGGCGGCCAGCCGCGCCCUGAAGGCCCUCAGCAAGCUGGUGAAGCAGUGCAAUGAGGGGGCGCACAAGAUGGAGCGCAUGGAGCAGCUGUACACCCUGCACACGCAGCUGGACUUCAGCAAGGUCAAGUCGCUCCCGCUCAUCUCCCCCUCCCGCUGGCUGCUGAAGCGCGGGGAGCUCUUCGUGGUGGAGGAAGCCGGGCUGUUCCGGAAGAUCGCCAGCCGGCCCACGCUCUACCUGUUCGUCUUCAAUGACGUGCUGGUGGUCACCAAGAGGAAGAGUGACGAGAGCUACGUGGUCCAGGAUUACGCCCAGACAGAGCACGUCCAGGUGGCCAAGUUGGAGCCGUCGGAGGCGUGGCUGCCGGGAGGCGGCAGCCGCAGCUCCUCGGUGCCCCACCCCUUCCAGGUGACCCUGCUGCACAACAGCGAGGGCCGCCAGGAGCAGAUCCUGCUCUCCACGGACGCCGCGAGUGACCGGGCGCGGUGGAUCGUGGCGCUCACCUACAACGAGAAGCAGUGGCAAGGCCUCUCCAACAAAGGAGAGCUGCCCCAGGUGGAGGUCACCAAGGCCUACUUCGCCAAGCAGGAAGACGAGGUCACGCUGCAGCAGGCGGACGUGGUCCUGGUUCUGCAGCGGGAGGAUGGGUGGCUCUACGGCGAGAGGCUGAGGGACGGCGAGACAGGCUGGUUCCAGGACUUUGCCCACAGCAUCACCAGCCGCGUGGCCGUGGAGGGCAACAUGCGGCGGAUGGAGCGGCUGCGGGUGGAGACGGACGUGUAGCCGCCGCCGGGCCCUGGA
Lepus europaeus (European hare) is the source of this 2127-nucleotide messenger RNA. RefSeq names its product Rho guanine nucleotide exchange factor 16 (gene ARHGEF16). Gene Ontology annotation, biological process: activation of GTPase activity. Gene Ontology annotation, molecular function: protein binding; guanyl-nucleotide exchange factor activity. NCBI's taxonomy places the organism in Eukaryota, Metazoa, Chordata, Mammalia, Lagomorpha, Leporidae. The record is from RefSeq and is a predicted model, not a curated record.